CACCGCCCACACUCUCCUAAAACACAAAGCAGUCCCUUUUCUCUAUCUUAACCUGUCGAGAAACUAAAGCGAAGCGCAUGCAUGCACGCCAAGCUAACGGGAAAUUUAACGCACUUGACGGCAAUCGUGCAGGCGCUCUGUUGUCGGACCAUAUACGCACGGAUGGAGCACUUACAUUACACAGACGUCGUCGGGCGGAUUUGAAAGGCAUCGGCCGAGAUGCACCGAGGCUAUUGCCAAGCGCCGAUCUAUAGUGAUACCGGCCGGGUUUUAUUAUGGCUUUCAGACGGUCAGCUCGGAGAAUGCGGUGGCUGGGAUGUUAUCGGCUGGGGCCCGUAUGGAAAGCACUCCUGGUAUUUGUUGUCAUCGGUUUUGCUGGGCAACUUCUGGGAGUCAUCUUCAACAAGAGCUGGAUGCAGCCAGAGAGGCCUCACUCCCUCUACUCUUUUCCCUCUGACAAUUCCCAAGGGGACUCUCUGGGGUCUUGUCAGCCCCACAUACACAUCAUGUUCCUGAAGACUCAUAAGACAGCAAGCAGCACCGUUCUCAAUUUGCUCUAUCGCUUUGGAGAGGAGCGGGGCCUUAAAUUUGCCCUGCCUGUGGGGUACCAAUUUGGCUACCCGCUGCCCUUUAUCGCCCAGAGGGUGAAAGGAUACAGAGGCCCUCACGUGGCAGGAUUUGACAUUAUGGGAAAUCACAUGCGUUUCAACAAACCAGAGAUUGAGAAGGUCAUGCCAGCUGACACCUUCUAUUUCUCCAUCCUUCGAGACCCUUUGGCGCUAGCUGAAUCCUCCUAUGCCUACUAUAAAAACGUUGCCCCUGCCUUCAGGCGUGCCAAAGGACUGGGAGAUUUUGCAGACAACCCCUAUAAGUACUAUGACCCCAGACUCCGAAACAACCAUUAUGCCCGCAACCUGAUGUGGUUUGACUUUGGUCUGGAUCAUACCUCUAACUUCAGCCUAGCGCUGGUCAAGCGCGGUGUGGCAGCAGUGCGUCGGAACUUCAAUCUCAUCCUUCUCUCAGAGUAUUUUGACCAAUCUAUGGUGCUGCUGCGCCACGCUCUGUGCUGGCCACUAGAUGCUGUGGUUUCUUUUAGCCUAAACGCCAGGCAGCAAGUGCCCAGUGGAAGGUCAGGAUGGGUGGUCAAGGCAGCUCCGGCCCCCUUGACUUUAACAGACAAGCAAAAAUCAAAAUUACGUGAGUGGAAUGCUCUGGACUGGCACCUUUACCAAGCUUUCAAUCUCACUUUUUGGCAGGAAGUAGAUCGCUUUGGGCGUAGUCGGAUGGAGACUGAGGUGGCCUUGCUUAGGACCAAAAGGGAGAUUCUCACUCGCAUUUGCUUACGCGACGGCGGCCGCCCCAUAGAAGCCAGUCGUAUCCGAGACAAGACCAUCCGCCCUUUCCAGAGUGGAUUAGUGAAGAUCUUGGGUUAUGAGUUGCAGUCGGGACUGGACAACGCCACGUGGGAAGCUUGCCUUCGCAUGAUCAGGCCUGAAAUUCAGUACAAAGACUUGCUGGAUCUUCGGCAAUUCCCGCGAGCCCAGCAACCCCCAGUCGCUGGAGGGCUUCCAAUAAGGAGGGAGUCCUCAAAACUCAGGACUGAAGACCAUGGGGGAAAGAGGUUUGUGGAGAAGGACUGGGAUGGGACCAUUCUGUUUCGGAAUCAAUCAUUAGAUCAUCAGAUUAAUUCAAAAGUAAGAUUUAGAUAGUGGUUGCACCUUUUUUGCCUCAAGGUCAGUAGUUCUGACCCAUUUUGGCUCCACGGGCCUCUGUGCUGCACUACUAGAGGAGAAGGGAUAUCCAAGACAUACAACACACCACUUUUUCAUCGACUCUUCCUCCUCAUCUUACCCUU
Molecule: messenger RNA, 1855 nt
Organism: Rhinichthys klamathensis goyatoka
Lineage: Eukaryota; Metazoa; Chordata; Actinopteri; Cypriniformes; Leuciscidae
Gene: gal3st4
Product: galactose-3-O-sulfotransferase 4
Exons: 4
Coding region: 276-1709 (477 amino acids)
Biological process (GO): glycolipid biosynthetic process
Cellular component (GO): membrane
Molecular function (GO): galactosylceramide sulfotransferase activity
Source: RefSeq, a predicted model, not a curated record